Molecule: messenger RNA, 6832 nt
Organism: Drosophila erecta
Lineage: Eukaryota; Metazoa; Arthropoda; Insecta; Diptera; Drosophilidae
Gene: Sarm
Product: sterile alpha and TIR motif-containing protein 1
Exons: 12
Coding region: 1446-6536 (1696 amino acids)
Biological process (GO): negative regulation of MyD88-independent toll-like receptor signaling pathway; signal transduction; response to axon injury
Cellular component (GO): dendrite
Molecular function (GO): signaling adaptor activity; protein binding; NAD+ nucleosidase activity
Source: RefSeq, a predicted model, not a curated record
CCGUUUUAAGCUCAUUUCUGCUUCAUUCCGCCUGCAUUCGGCUGGCGGCAGCGUCGCAGUAAACAUCGCGCGUCUUGUGAGCGGGAAAAAGCGGAGGUCGCGGUGUGUGCUUGUGUUUUCCAUACAUUCUGCUGCGGAUUAUAAUAAUAAAACGAAACGCGGGCUAUAAAAUGUGUGUUUAGUAAUGUAGGAAGAUUUUUAGUUUCGAAGGAAACAGCCAGGCAACCGGCGACGUGCAAUUACGAAAUUCUGUCUGUGACAAGUGUGUGUGUGCGUGUGUGUGUUUGUGUUUGGUGCGUGCGCUUUUAUUUUGGCUGCGCUUCCAUGUGUGCGUCUAUAAAUAACAGAAAUAACAGAAAAAACCACAACAACAACAAGAGAAGCAGCAACAAAAGGCAAAAACGCAAAGAAGCGAAUACGCUAAAAAUGAAAUAUCAACGGCAUAAAAUGACGGGUUGAUUGACUUGCAGGAAUUUUAAAAACAAAAAAAAAAAACACCAAAAUCCCACAAUUUCGGGUAAACGUAGUGCUCAGCCCCCGAUUAUCGCGCAUCCAGAAGCUACGCCUUCCGUUGUUUAUCACGAGACGCCAACAAAUCGCUGGAGAAACGCACUUGAAUCGCCCGCAAAUUGCAUUUUCUAUUAACCAGAGAAUUAAUUGGCGUGUGGCUUUUAUGGUCGCCGGUCCCACGCAAAGUCACGAAAAUUGGACGGUGAUUUCUCAUUGUCGGAGAUUUCACAUUUGCCCGACCACCACGUAGCAAUUCCGAAGUUCAGCUGUAGAAAAUGAAAAUGCUUUGUUAAAGUGCAGGGGAGAAGUGUGUGACCCAACUGGAAACUUGGAAGAUAACCAUUUCCGCAUGAAAUAAUCCUGCGUACCUUUAUCAUCUCUAAGAAAUAAUUACAUAUAUGGUAUUGACUGCAACUGGGUCACUUGGAAGAGUGUAAAUUAAACCAGCAUUGGCACGUUCCAAGAAACUGCAAUAUGAACAACCACGUAACUUAAUUUAUAAUACUUUAUUUGCUUUCGCUUCUGCAUAUAUAAUUGUGCAAUCGCUGCAGUUCCCGUGAACGCACAUAGCAAUAUCAACGGGCAAUUCAUUGAUAAAAAACGUUGACAACAAGGGCUAUAAAUUAAGAAGUGCCUAGCGGAGUAGCAAUAAAGAAACGUUUAAACACACCGAUGUUGAACAACAAAUAAACCAAAAUAAAUUGUUACGGAUGUCGUAAUAAACUGUAGAAACAAACGUGUAAAAACUUGGAAAAAAAACAACUUUGUAUCAUUUACAUUCACAAAAUUGAAUUUUAUGAGAACAUAAUCUCAGCAAUAAUUUAUACCACAAAAAAAAAAAAACAUUUUACAACAAAAUAUUCAAAAGCUAUAAACAAAAGCAAAAAGUAUCUUCAGAAAUAAAAGCAGCGAUAAAAACAAAAGCAAAUCAAAUAAUGAACUCACCACAGCUGGCGCCUACCACUGCGCAAUCUCACCACGCUGAGAGCGCUGACCAAACAGCGACGCCUGGAAAUAAAUACGCGCCUGGAAGAAGGCUAGCUGCGCGGCAAACUCUUCGCUUGGCAAUACCGAAGCCGCAACCCGGUGACCCACUGAACCACCCAACGGGUGUGGGGCUCUUCCGACCCUCCCCCUCGCAACUGCCACCUGCACCGAUUUUGAAGCGCGUUCCAGCGGUCAGCGGUGCCUGCAGUGGCAUACCGAAGUCCGCCUCGCCACUGGAAUCGCAUCAUCUGCCCAAUGUCACGCCCACCACCGCCCACUCCCGGCUGGGCUAUGGCAGUGGCUGUUCCAGUGCCUCAUCAGCAUCCAACUUUCUGGGCGUGCGCAAGCCCAGCCUGACCUUGAACUCAUCGGACAUCCGGAACAACAACGAUCUGUUCGCCUUUCCCAAGGACAUGUCGCCUGUGAUGAGUGAGCACUGCCAGUCGCCUAUGUUCACCGACUUAUCAUCAGCUAACAGCAAUGGUUCACCAACACAUCACCACCAGCUGGGCAGGUUGUUUAGCCUCAGUCCUUCGAGCAUCAGAAGUUACGGCAAUAUGACAGACUUCUCGGAUAGCUCGCCAAGUGGGGUGUUGAGUCCACCAUCCUCGCUGAUCGAGAAUUUCCACAAGAAGAACAGCUCACCGCAACCACUUGGCAGUAGCACCACCAUAAGCACCCUAACUCCGACGACCUUGAAUGGAUCUGUGGUGGGUGGUGCAGUGGGUGGUGCUGGACACCACAGCAUUGCAAAUGGCAGGCAAAUCAACACCAGCUCUAGUUCAUGCAGUAGUCUUAAGGAAACCUCACACCAGUCCACAUCUACAUCACAACAGGUUGUCAACAGCAGCAGCAGCAGCACAACGACGCGGGUGGAGAAGAAGUCCCAGCGCCUGCACCAUCACAUAACCUCCUCAUCCUCCAGCUCUUCGACCACCCAGGCUCUGUCCACCUCGUCAGAGAUGAAGGCGGCGGAAAUCAAGCGCGAUCUCACAAACAUCCAGAAGUCCAUGUCGGAAAUCAACGAUCUGGCCAAGGAGCGGAUCACCGGCGGACCUGGAUCCAUUAGCACCACCUCAGCCUCGGCGAUCACAGCCCCCGGCACAAUGUCCCAGACGACGACGAGCCGGCUAGCACCCAAACUCACAUCCGCCCAUCCGUCUAUCGACGAUCUCAGGGGUCUCAGCAGCCAGGACAAAAUCACCCAGCUGCAAAAAAAACUUCGCGCCUCGUUCGAGAACCUGGUGGACGACGAUGACAGCAAUGUGAUCGUGACCCUGCCGGAUGACGACGACUGCCCGCAUAACCACUUUGGCAGCGGCCUCAACCUCACCCAUCCCACCGCCGCCCAGCUAAGUGCCAGUGGACUGAGCGGGUCGAGCAAGACAAUCGACACGAUCAAGUUCCAGGAGAAGAGCAUGAAGACCGAGUCCAAGACCAAGGUGGUCACCGAUGGCUUCAGUUCCGAGCAGGCCACCAGCAACUCGGCGGCGAUGAAACGUUUGCAGGCCGGAGAUAUAGACUAUCAGGAAAGCAAGGGUGCGUCGGCGAUGAGGAACCGAUUGGAGGUGGAUGGUGUCAAAACGGAGGAGAAUGCAGCCGUUAUUAAGGAAGCCCUCUCACUCCGCACCGGCGACAUCACACAGCAGGCGAGCAACAAUGUGGCGGCCUCCAGUAUUACGGUGCAAAGUGAGAAUUUCUCCGCGGACAAGAAGGCGAUAUCGCAGUCGCAGCAAUCCCAGACGAUGACCUCCAACGGGAUAAUCAGUCAGGAGAAACAUGUAUCCUCCGCCUCGCAGGCCAACUACUCGAUGUCGCACAAGGGCGUUUCCAGCACCGGCAGUAGCAUGAUCACCAGCUCCUCCCAAAUGUCCGCGAUGAAUGGGCAAAUGCUGAAGCUCGCCGAUCUCAAGUUGGAUGACCUCAAGUCGCUGACAGCAGGAAGUGGACAGCAGGAGAUCGAGCAGACCAUCAACAAGUAUUCCAACAUGCUGACCUCGAUAGUGAGCUCCCUGCAAGAAGAUGAGCGAGGUGGCAGUGCCAUAACCGUCCACGAUGUUGGGGGCAAGAAGUCCCAGUACCUGGAGAAGAUCAACGAAGUCAUACGGCGAGCCUGGGCAGUGCCCACACAUGGUCACGAGCUGGGCUACUCAUUGUGCAAUUCCCUGCGCCAAAGUGGCGGGCUUGAUCUUCUCAUGAAGAACUGCGUUAAACCCGAUCUCCAGUUUUCCUCCGCACAGCUCCUUGAGCAGUGCCUAACCACCGAGAAUCGCAAACAUGUGGUGGAUAAUGGCCUGGAUAAGGUGGUCAAUGUGGCCUGUGUCUGCACAAAGAACUCCAAUAUGGAGCACUCCCGCGUGGGCACUGGCAUCCUGGAGCAUCUGUUCAAACACUCGGAGGGCACCUGUUCGGAUGUGAUAAGGUUGGGUGGCCUGGAUGCCGUGCUCUUCGAGUGCCGCACCAGUGAUUUGGAAACCCUGCGUCACUGCGCCAGUGCACUGGCGAAUUUAUCACUCUAUGGUGGUGCCGAGAACCAGGAGGAGAUGAUCCUACGCAAGGUGCCCAUGUGGCUCUUCCCAUUGGCCUUCCACAACGAUGAUAACAUCAAGUACUAUGCCUGCUUGGCCAUUGCAGUGCUGGUAGCCAACAAGGAGAUUGAAGCCGAGGUGCUGAAGUCUGGAUGCCUGGAUUUGGUGGAGCCCUUUGUCACCUCACACGACCCCUCCGCUUUUGCGAGAUCCAAUCUGGCACAUGCCCAUGGGCAAAGCAAGCAUUGGCUAAAGCGAUUGGUUCCGGUUUUGAGUUCCAAUCGCGAGGAGGCCCGCAAUCUGGCUGCCUUCCAUUUCUGCAUGGAGGCGGGUAUCAAGAGGGAGCAGGGUAACACCGACAUCUUCCGGGAGAUCAACGCUAUUGAAGCUUUGAAGAACGUGGCCAGCUGUCCAAAUGCCAUUGCUUCCAAGUUCGCCGCUCAGGCUUUAAGAUUGAUUGGAGAGACAGUGCCGCACAAGCUGUCCCAGCAGGUUCCCUUGUGGUCAGUGGAGGACGUGCAGGAGUGGGUGAAGCAAAUCGGUUUCAACGACUACAUCGACAAGUUUAACGAGUCCCAGGUGGAUGGCGAUCUUCUCCUGAAGCUCAACCAGGAUAACCUCCGGGCUGAUAUUGGAAUCGGUAAUGGAAUCCUUCUAAAGCGCUUUGAACGCGAGCUGCAAAAUCUCAAGCGGAUGGCUGACUACUCAUCCAAGGACACGGCCAAGAUGCACCAAUUUCUCUCGGAGAUCGGUACUGACUACUGCACCUACACGUAUGCCAUGCUGAAUGCUGGAAUCGACAAGUGUGCACUGCCGCAUGUUAACGAGGAUAUGCUGAUGACGGAGUGUGGCAUCCACAACUCGAUCCAUCGUCUGCGCAUUCUUAAUGCGGUCAAAAACUUGGAGAAUUCGCUGCCCAGCUCGUCGGAGGAGAAUAUGGCCAAGACUCUGGAUGUUUUCGUUAGCUACAGACGGUCCAAUGGCUCCCAACUGGCCAGUCUUCUCAAGGUUCACCUGCAGCUGCGUGGUUUCUCCGUCUUCAUCGACGUGGAGCGCCUGGAGGCGGGCAAAUUCGACAACGGCCUUUUGAACAGUAUUCGGCAGGCAAAGAACUUUGUCUUAGUAUUAACACCCGAUGCCCUGCACCGCUGCAUUAACGAUGAGGACUGCAAGGACUGGGUGCAUCGCGAAAUCGUGGCUGCCCUGAACUCGAACUGCAACAUUAUACCCAUCAUAGACCAGCAAUUCGAUUGGCCCGAGGUGGAGCGACUUCCCGAGGACAUGCGCAGCGUGGCCCAUUUUAACGGUGUUAAUUGGAUCCACGACUACCAGGACGCAUGCAUCGAUAAGCUCGAAAGAUUUUUGCGCGGCGAAAAGAAUAUCGAUCGCAUUGCGGCGAUGGUGCCCGGCACCCCCGGUUCGGUCUCAUACCAAAGAAUGCACAGCAACGACUCCGACUACCAGAGCGGAGGAGCAGGCGGAGGAUCAGGAGCAGGAACUGGAGGAGGAAGUGGUGGCGGCGUUACGGGCAGUGUGGUGGAUGGCCUGAUGGUGACGGCCAAUGGCAGCGGACAAGCUAAUCACCAGGCAAAUAGGUACCGCCAAUCUCCCUCACCGGCCCGCCAAAGGGGCAGCACCUCGCAGCUGAGUGGUUAUUCCCGGGCGCCCUCGAAACGCUCCCAGAUCCUCACCCCCUAUCGCACCCAGCAGGCUGCCCUGCUCCAUAAAACCGGAGCAGGAUCAAUGCAGAAUAUGAUGCCGUUGGCGUAUCUGCCUCCGCGGAGAAGUUCCGCCGCGGGAUUGGGACAUGGAUCUGGUUCCGGCAUGGGCAAUGGCUAUCGAUCGCACAGUGUUGAUGGGCUGCUAGAUCAGGCGGGCUCAACUCCUGAGCAAAGAAUAGCAGCAGCUGCGGCCAAGGUGGCGGCGGGGAGUACAGCUCUAACGAACGCCAGUUCCACAAGCACUCUGCAACCCGAAGAAGAGGUGACCGAGGCGCCACUCAGUGACGCUGUGACGCGGCGUGACAAGCAUACGUUAUCUCCACCGGGAACUGUCCAGCAGCAUAGAAAGUCCCGAAGUCUGGACCAUAUUCUCAGCAAACAGACUUUAGCAGAGCUGCUGACACCGAGUAGCGACCUCUCAAAUGAGACGCAGAGUAUGCAAAACCUGGCCAUUCCAAUGACCCCGCAGCCCCAACGAAGGGACACCAGCUCCUCCUCAAAAUCCCCCACACCAGAAAGACCUCCACAACCCGCAAAGGAACGGGUCAGGGAACGCCAGAGUCCCGAGGGUGUGAGUGCGACGGAAAGCGAGCGUGAGGAUCAGCCGGACGAAUGUCUGCGACAUGGCAAUCAACAGAGGGCAUCGGCCUCGGUUCAUCGGGGAGCCAGUUUGACCAGCAACAAGACCUCCAACUCGUCUCUGGGUUCCAACUUUAGUGCCGGAGGAAACAACAAGACGAUAUUUAAUCGAACGAUGAAGAAGGUCCGCUCGCUGAUAAAAAAACCAUAAAAGCGAAAUUGGCUACCGCAAUCCGUUGUAACUGUUGUUAUCGUUGUGCCUGUUGUACUGCACCCGCCCACAAAAGCAUCCACCCACCAAAUCGAAUCGAAUCGAUUUCGGUUUCGAUUUCGAAAAACCCCAUCAUCGCACACGUGAGAUCAAUUUCGACGCCCACUCAGCAUCCGCCGUCUCGACAACCAACAUUCAUUGUUAUUUAUUACCAAGCAAGCAACAAAAAAAUGAGAAAGAAAACAAUCAAUCAAAUAGCGAUACCAAUAAACGUGUAUAAAAUUGCGUAAAUCGAA